AAUGGACUGGGUUUUGAAAUUAGCAUCUGUAAUACUUUUGUUUGAAUUAGUUAAAGGUUUUCCUCGUAGAGAGAAAGAUGCAAAUAAAUACGAAAGCAAUACCAGUCAUGGAAAUUUAAAGCUAGAGCUUCACCACGAAAAAGAUGUUCCUCAACACCAAAAUAAUAUUUUGGUGCCUUAUGAAAACUCUUUGAAACAGAUAGCGAAAGAACCGGCAUCAAGUACAAGCCAUAAAUUUCACAACCUUUGGUCAGAAAGAACGGUACAAACUCCUGAGAACAGAGUACCAUCUUUGCAAAACAGCAAGGACUCGGUUGAAAAAUAUGCCAUGCUGGCUUUGAUUCCAGUGAGGGGAAGAAGGACUUGGAGGCGAAGAGGUUUUAAGAUUUACAACGCAGUUCCGGAUGCAAGAUACCAUUUUGACUCAAUGGCUAUUGACCCAAUGUUUAACUUUCUUGGCAUUGGAAAGUAAAGGCUCAUUUUCGUAAAUGUAAUGGAAAUCCGAAGGUGAAUAACGAAAACAAAAAUUAAU
This is a messenger RNA of Saccostrea echinata, 532 nucleotides long. RefSeq lists its product as uncharacterized. NCBI's taxonomy places the organism in Eukaryota, Metazoa, Mollusca, Bivalvia, Ostreida, Ostreidae. The record is from RefSeq and is a predicted model, not a curated record. Bases 2 to 472 code for a protein of 156 amino acids. The transcript is spliced from 2 exons.